CAGUGCAAAUAUGGGCAAAGGGGCAUGUGAUGCGGAAAAAUGUAGUGUGAACAAGCUAAGAUGCUAAUUAUCGGCUGAGAAUUACACGUCAGUCUACACUAGUCACCAGUUUAUUUCACAUUAACGUAUAUUGAAAGCUAAGCUUUCAAUUUGGAAAAGCAGGAAUUCAGUAGUUGUCUCAAACUCGUUAGAGAGAAACUAAAUUUUUGGCGUUUAGAAGUCUCACUUGGACAACUUUGGAAUAACCUGGAAAUAAUUCAGCAAUAUGUCAACACAAACUACACACGCCCCUUCGGCGCCGGAAUUGCCCACAUCAACUCAGGAUGAAGCCUCAGCACCGCCAGCUGAAUCUAUGCCCGGCGGUUGGACUUAUUUUGAUAAUUCAGUUAAUGGCACAGAACAGACUUCACCAACCUCUACCGCACCACAAACUACACAAACACCAUCAGAAGGAACUGUAGUUAAAUCCACCAGUGAUGAUGCCACCGCUGGGUCAGCCGCAGCCGCAACUACAAAUAAUGCAACGAAAACAACAACUUCCACUGCGUACUCGUUUACAGGCAGCGCAUUGGGUAGCGAUUCAACAGCAAACAUAAAGAAUCUUAAGACCGAAACAAGUACUACCACUACAACUAAUGGUGACUCCACAGCCAAUAAGAAAGAAGAAGAGAAGAUGGACGAUUCCAUAUAUGAGUGUAAUAUUUGUCUCGAUACCGCCAAGGAUGCAGUUGUCAGCAUGUGCGGUCAUCUCUUUUGUUGGCCAUGUUUGCAUCAAUGGUUGGAGACACGGCCAAAUUGCAAAUUAUGUCCAGUGUGUAAAGCAGCUAUUGGCAAAGACAAGGUGAUUCCACUGUAUGGACGCAACAGCGCUAAACAAGAAGAUCCAAGAAAUAAGGUGCCACCACGCCCUGCUGGUCAACGUAGUGAACCUGAACCAGCACAAGGUUUUCAGGGUUUCGGCUUCGGCGAUGGCUUCCAUAUGUCCUUCGGUAUUGGUGCUUUUCCAUUUGGAUAUUUUGCCUCUUCGUUCAAUUUCGGCGAACCACGCGCUGCGGCUGCCAAUCGUGGCACCACACAAUACGAUGAUGAACAGCAAUUAUCCAAAUUAUUUCUGUAUUUGGCCGUCUUGUGCAUUGCUUGGUUAUUGUUCGCAUAGUACCAAAUUCUCUAUACAACAUACUAACAUACAUAAAUAAAUAUUUAUGCAAUGAGCCCACUUUUUCAUUUGUUGCUCCAUGCUGGCGAUUAUUGUUUAAGAAAUCUAAAAACAAUGUAUAUGUAUGCAAUAUAUAAUAUACACAAAAAUACAUUCAUAAAUACAAAAUUAAUAUAAUUAUAACACUGUGGAUUACAUACAUAUGUUGCUAUCAAGAGAGGAAUUAAUAUAGUAAUAGUAAAAUUAUAAAAAAAAGUGAUACCUUCAGAAUAAAUGUAUGCAAUGAAUUAAAAACUGGACUUGGAACUGUGAAAUAGAUUUUAGUGCACGAACUUCAUGACGUAUCAUCUGCAUGCUAAAUUAUCAGUUCCGAUGCACUUUUACUAUACAAAUUUUAAUAUUUACUUUCAUUUUAUUUAAUUUCCUUUAUUUUUGGGUUUUAUGCGAAGUUUUCUUUGUAAAAUGAUAUAUGUACCUAGAUUUCUGCAAAUGUAUUUGUGAUUAAGCGAUAAAGUAGAGUAUAACACGUCAUUUAAACUCUUGGCGUUUAGUUGUCUGUACCACAAAUAAAUUCUUUACAUCCUUUUUAAAUUUA
Ceratitis capitata (Mediterranean fruit fly) is the source of this 1751-nucleotide messenger RNA. RefSeq names its product E3 ubiquitin-protein ligase RNF185. Gene Ontology annotation, biological process: ubiquitin-dependent protein catabolic process. Bases 266 to 1156 code for a protein of 296 amino acids. Gene Ontology annotation, cellular component: endoplasmic reticulum. The record is from RefSeq and is a predicted model, not a curated record. Lineage: Eukaryota; Metazoa; Arthropoda; Insecta; Diptera; Tephritidae. Gene Ontology annotation, molecular function: metal ion binding; ubiquitin-like protein conjugating enzyme binding; ubiquitin protein ligase activity. The transcript has 4 exons.